AUGUCUGACAACAUCUUGGAUGCAAAACUUGCCGCUGACCAGUUCCAGUCUGGCACAAAGCCCAAGGCCAUGGACGAGAAAGGUUCCGUUGGCAAGCACUUCACCACUGAAGGCGCUAUUGGUGGAACUGCACAGAAGAUUGGUGGUCCGUUAGAUGAACAGGGGGCGAUUGGGAAGCAGUUCACGACUGGCGGGAGUAUUGGAGGAACUGUCCAAGACAAAAUGGGUGGACAGAAGCCAACUUAA
This is a messenger RNA of Clonostachys rhizophaga, 246 nucleotides long. The record is from the annotation of a GenBank genome assembly. NCBI's taxonomy places the organism in Eukaryota, Fungi, Ascomycota, Sordariomycetes, Hypocreales, Bionectriaceae.